UCCUGAACAUUCACCUUUCACACUAAAAAUACUCAUUAUGAUAUGAUAUUAUAUUGAGUACCAAAUAUUUUUUAUUUUAUUCGCAGAAACAAAUCAAUUAAUUAUGGAAUUCUCUCUGAAGAAAUCGUUUAAAUCACAUGGCUCUUACAAGCACCUGAGGAAGAUCUCCGCUGGUGGAGACACUGACCGUAGCAACGAACACCUCCCCAUUCUCUUCGACCACGAAUCCCAUCACUCAAUGAGGGCCUCUGAUCGCUCCGACCGUGGCGAAGUCAUUGUCAAGAUCGACGGCGGAGAUUCCUCCGAUAAAAAAGACGCGGCGGACCCCAUCAACAUGAACAACAACAGUAACAAGAUUUGGAGAGAGUCCAGCUACGACUUCUGGAAAAACGACGACGACGACAACAAGAACAACAAUGUGAAAAAUGGGGGCUUUGAUUUCGUGCCACGCGGGAAGGAGGUGGAGGAUCCGCCGUCAAAGCUGAUUGGUCAGUUUCUGCAUAAACAGAGAGCCUCCGGUGAGAUAUCCUUGGACAUGGAUCUCGAGAUGGACGAGCUCCGGAAUCUCCCUCCUGUGGCCGAGUCUCCUGUGAAGGCCACGACCCAGAUGUCCAAGGAGCUCAAGGUCUCGUUCCAGCCCUCCAAUGCCGGGUUCGAGUCGGCGACCGACGCGGUACGACGUCGUUAUAAGGAACCGUCUGUGGACGAAGAAGAGGGACACCGUAAUCAUCAACAACAACAACAACGACAUUCGCCGCCGCAACAAUCUCAGCAAUGCGGUAGAGUAAGUGGGUCUGGCGCUUUGGACGGGGAGGUGGUGAGGUGCACAUCGAACGGGUCGUUUCAAAGGAAAUCGAGCUUGUUGAGAGCGAAGACCAGGUCGAGGCUGAUGGACCCACCGGGAGAGCCGGAUAGGCGGUCGGGCCGGGUGCCCAAGUCGGGUCAGCUCCGGUCCGGGAUGCUGGCCAAGGCCUUGGACGAUGACGACGACGACCCAUUCUGGGAGGAUGACUUGCCGGACGAGUACAAGAAAACCAGUCUCAGCGCUGUGACUGUGUUGGAAUUCGUGAGUUUGGUUUUGAUCAUCGCCGCUUUUGUUUGUGCUCUCUCGAUUCCUUACUUGAGGAACAAGAAUGUGUGGAAGCUCAAGCUGUGGAAAUGGGAGGUCCUGGUCUUGGUUUUGAUCUGUGGGAGGUUGGUGUCCGGGUGGGGGAUUAGGAUCAUUGUGUUCUUUAUAGAGAGGAACUUCCUUUUACGCAAAAGGGUGCUCUAUUUCGUUUAUGGGGUUCGAAAGGCGGUGCGUAAUUGCCUGUGGCUGGGGCUUGUUUUGAUAGCUUGGCACUUUUUGUUUGAUAAGAAGGUUGAGAGGGAGACCAAGAGUGAUAAGCUUAAGUAUGUGACUAAGACUCUGGUUUGUUUAUUGGUGGGUACCUUGGUUUGGUUGGUGAAGACCCUUAUGGUGAAGGUGUUGGCUUCGUCUUUUCAUGUCAGUACGUUUUUUGAUCGGAUCCAGGAGUCUCUGUUUAACCAGUAUGUUAUCGAGACGCUUUCUGGGCAGCCAUUGAUUGAGAUGCGGAAUGCAGAGGAGGAGGAGAUUAAGCUUGCCGAUGAGGUGAGGAAGCUACAGAAUGCUGGUGCUAAUAUCCCCCCUGAUCUCAAGGCCACUGCUUUCCCUUCAAUGAUAAGUGGAAGGGUUAUAGGGAGUGGAAGGGUUAUAGGGAGUGGAGGGUUGCAAAGUAGGAGUCCCCGAGUGAAGAGUGGAAAGCUUUCUCGGGCAUCGUCGAAGAAGGGGGAUGAUCAGGGGAUCACCAUUGAUCAUCUGCAUAGGUUGAAUCCAAAGAAUGUGUCGGCGUGGAAUAUGAAGAGGUUGAUGAAUAUUGUUCGGUAUGGGACUCUUUCCACGCUGGAUGAGCAGAUAUUGGGUGCCACUAAUGAGGAUGAGUCUAGUACACAGAUUAGGAAUGAAUGCGAGGCCAAAACUGCUGCAAAGAAGAUAUUUCUGAAUGUCGCUCGGCAAGGGUCCAAGUACAUCUACCUGGAGGACUUGAUGCGUUUCUUGCAAGAAGAUGAGGCUUUGAAAACCUUGAGUCUCUUUGAAGGAGCCUCUGAGACCAAGAGAAUCAGCAAAUCAUCCUUGAAGAACUGGGUGGUCAACGCCUUUAGAGAGCGGAGAGCACUUGCUUUGACGUUGAAUGAUACAAAAACGGCCGUGAACAAACUUCAUCGAGUUGUGAACAUUAUAGUUUCCAUUGUUAUAUUAGUUAUUUCGCUCCUGAUUCUGGAAAUUGCCACCACCAAAUUUCUGCUCUUUGUAAGCUCUCAGCUUGUGCUUGCCGCAUUUAUCUUUGGAAACACCUGCAAGACGGUAUUUGAAGCAAUCAUCUUCUUAUUUGUAAUGCACCCAUUUGAUGUGGGAGAUAGGUGUGAAAUUGAAGGAGUUCAGAUGGUUGUAGAAGAAAUGAACAUCUUGACUACCAUAUUUCUGAGAUAUGAUAACACAAAGAUUAUUUACCCAAACACUCUUCUUGCUACGAAGUGUGUCAAUAACUUCUAUCGAAGUCCUGACAUGGGAGAUGGUGUUGAGUUCUGCGUACAUAUAUCUACUCCGGCGGAUAAGAUUGCAACCAUGAAACAGAGAAUUGUAAGUUAUAUUGAGAGCAAGAAGGAGCAUUGGUAUCCUGCACCAAUGACUAUAUUUAAAGACGUGGAAGAAUUAAACAGGGUGAGGAUAGCCGUAUGGCUAACACACACAAUGAACCACCAGGACAUGGGAGAGAGGUGGGCAAGGAGAUCUCUUUUGGUUGAAGAGAUGGUUAAGAUUUUCCGUGAGCUUGACAUUGAGUACCGCCUGCUGCCCCUUGACAUCAAUGUCCGCGCCAUGCCUUCUGUGAAUACUACCCGGUUUCCCUCUACUUGGACAGAAACUACAGGUUGAGUGAGAAAGCAAGAGAAUGUUUUCUCACUAAUCGAAUUAAUAUCCAUGAGCUGCAUAUGAUCCCUUGGUAAUGCACUCUGGGCGGCCACUGUUUUCAUAGAGUAGAAUAUCCUCUAGAGAAUGGAGAGGCGUUUUUGUGUAUAAUACUUUUUAGUUGGUUAAUCUUGUUCCAAGUUAUUCUUGAGUCUCUUAUCACAAACCAUAUCCAAUUAAUGGCAACUAUAGCAAUUUCCUUUUACA
This is a messenger RNA of Alnus glutinosa, 3175 nucleotides long. Its product is annotated as mechanosensitive ion channel protein 6-like. The transcript has 5 exons. The coding region runs from base 104 to 2935 and encodes 943 amino acids. The record is from RefSeq and is a predicted model, not a curated record. NCBI's taxonomy places the organism in Eukaryota, Viridiplantae, Streptophyta, Magnoliopsida, Fagales, Betulaceae. Gene Ontology annotation, molecular function: mechanosensitive monoatomic ion channel activity. Gene Ontology annotation, cellular component: plasma membrane. Gene Ontology annotation, biological process: transmembrane transport; monoatomic anion transport.